GGAGGGACUGUAGCUUGCUUGCGUCUGGUGGAGGGAGUGUGAGCGGGGCUGCCCUGAAUGGAUAGACAUAAGAGGGAUUUACAUUUUAACGGGUGUCGUGCUCCCAAAGGCUACACGAAGCACGCCGAAAACCAGCCAUUCCCCGUCGCUGCGUAUUCACGCCGUCGGUGCUCCUUCCCGUAUCAUGUCCAUGUGUCAUCGUGUGGAGAGGAUUGAACUUACCAGCGCUCUAUAUUUGCCGAGGAGGGAAACCAAUACAAGGUCUCGCUGUCUCGCUGGAGCGGGGUAUUAUUAGCAGUUCAGACAGUGCAACUGUCUCUCUCGCUCUCUCUCUCUUUCUGUGGUCAUGCACGCAAUAGCAAAAUCAGGGUAGCAUCAUAGUUUGCAUUUAAAAUACAGAAGAGGAGGAUUUUCUUUUUUAAGAAAGCAAAAUUGUGUGCUAAGCAAAAGAUAAACGUUCACCUGGCUCCCAUGCUGGCUGCCAGAAAUCUUCCACUUCAUACCCUCAGCCAUGCCUGCUACUACCAGACCCACCAGGAUACAGACAUCUACUCAGAGGAAGAACAGCAAGAAAGCGAUCCACACCAAGAGGCAAACUUGCAAUUCAAAUAAAACCAGAGGAAGAGCUGCACAGAGGACCCAGAAAACAUCCAGAGAACCCAGAAGUUCAAAAACCAGGGCCCAAGCACAGUCAAGCCAAAGUCCCCAUGGAAGAGAGUUUAGCAGACCUGCUGCCCAAGGUCCCAGGAGGUCCCCCAGCAGAGUGAACCUUUCCCUAAAUGUAACAGGAUCUGCAAGGCUUAGACGGGCGAGCAAUCCGCCUGACCACUGUGGCAAGUUACAAGACCCCCUGGGGCGAAGGAAGUCCCAGCGGGGUACACAAGUGUCUGUUACUCCCUGCCAGCCUCCUAAACCUUGCAGUAGAGGGAAGUACAGCAGGGGGAGCACUAGGAGAAGAUCAGCACCCCAGCACGGAAACAAAAAAAAACAGCGACCGAGUACCAGAAUCAAUGAUUCAACUCCUGAUAAGGACGCUGAGAAACUGGAAAAUUGUGAUGAUGAGGAAGUUGGUCUAAAAACGGAGGUUGAGACUCCUGAAAAUGUCAAAGACCAGGGCCUCGGAGUCAACGGUGCUAAAGAGGACAGCGUUUUUAAAGCUGAUUCACCACUGUGUAAUAACACACUGGAAGACUGUGUGCAGAACAGCUGUGAUGGUCCUUUAACCCAGCAAGAGAAAAUUACUGACAGCCAUAAGAGUAAAGGUGAUCUGAAGAGUGUCUCUGGAGUCCCAGAGGGUGAUGAUGCUGAUGGACAAAUAAAACUCUGCAGUGAAAGGAGUAAAGAAGCACCUCCUGAGUCCUCAGAGUCAACCACUACAGACUCACUGGAGGUGCAGGGCAGCUGUGAGGGAAAUGACACUUCAGCUACCCUUGGAAAAAAGUUUGAUCAUCCUGCCAGCGAUGGUAAGGAAGAUAAUGUGUGUACUGCACAGCAAGCGCAAAACAACAUCCUGAUAUUGCAAGAUAAAACAACAGAUGAAAGAGUCACACCUGAUGAUGAGAGAAGAGAGGAGAUAAACCGUGAGAGGAAAGAGAGUAUAGAAGCAACAAAGCCAGUUCAGAGGCAAAAAGAGACAGUGGAAGAGAUGGAGGACAUCACUUGGAGGUUGGGUAAUUGUGAGAAUAAAGAUGGAGGAAAGAAACAGAAGGAGAAUGAUGUUUCCAUCAUUCCUGCGCACCCCCAAACUGGCACUCCAGCCUGUCAAACCCCAGAUCCACCUCAUUCUAACAAGGGACUGACAGCACAGUCAGAAUCACCUGCUUGUGUGCUACUGGUCUCCAACACAGCUACCUCAAAUCCCACCAAAGCCCCUUCCACCUCAGAGUCACUUGGCAAAGUUCUGAGUAAGAUAGAUAUUCAACCUGCCACUCAUGGUGCUAAACCUCAAUCUCCAGGGUGCUCAGUUGUGACUGAAGCAGCCCUGAUGGUGCAGGCUGUUGUAGUGAAAAGAAAUAUGCCAGUUAUUAUCCGUACAGACUCCCUCAAACUUAGCAAUAUGAGGGAUUCCUGCCACGGGGAACCACACCAGCCACAGAGCCAAGAGGUCCUUCCUAAUCAAGGAGAAAGUCUAGCUUGCACACCAGCAGAGUCACAAACCAAAGAUAGUGAAUCCGUUCAAGAGCCACUGGAGCACAAGAGCCAGAAAGCUGUACCUUUGGGGUCCUCAGCACUACUUUCCCAGCUGGCUGCCCCCUCAACCAAGUUAGAACUAAACCUCAGCGAGGUUCAGUUAGCAGUGCCAGAGCAGGAUUCGGUGCCAAAGAUCUCGACUCCCUCUCUGGACAGCAGCUCCACCUUCUCCUGCAGCUCAGAGAGCACUCGAUCCUCUUUUUCUUUCGAGACUGAAUCAGAGGCCGGGUACGGAGAGCCCAGCUUAUCUGUUCAGCCGGGAUCCUGGGCGCAAGAGGGGGCCUGCUCGCUCGCCUGGAUCGCUUCAAAACUGCAGAGGAAGGAGGGGAAAAAGCGGCGCAGGUGUGGGAAAUGCGAGCCGUGCCUCAGGAAGAUCAACUGUGGCCAGUGCAGCUGCUGCCUCAACCGCAGAACCGGUCACCAAAUCUGUAAACUGAGGAAAUGCGUGGAACUGAAGAGGAGAAGACCUUCAUCUCCAUACACUCACUCUGCUGCACAGGUGGUUCCAGAAAGUGGGUUGGUAAAUGGCACAGGCAAAGCACAGAUGGAUGACACCCACAUGGCAGCAGAGGAGGAUGAGGGGGAGGAAGGCCACAUACCUCAUACACAGACUCCCCCCAUUACCCACUCACUCACCCACGACCAGGUCUUGGACCAAGGUGUACGGCCAAUACUUAUUAAAGGAGAGCCCGGGCUGGAGCUGACCAGCACUGCACCACUUCACCAACAAGUAUGCUCUUCUGUGACUUUUCAGAAUGGUUCUGCUGCGAACCUGAUAAAACCUAAACCUGGUGCUAAUAUGACCACUGUGUCUGCAUUGAAACGGACUACAAUGGCAUUGGAGCCUCAAAGGAAUAUCAUAGCUGCAGUUCCUAAAGACUCUGAGAAUGGACCCAUGACUCCUCCAGAUGACUUGUCAGUUCCACUAAAGAAGAUAAAACAGGAGGAGCCAUGGGUGUGGAUCACUGAACAGACCACCACACAGCUGAGUGAUGAAGAUGAGGUAUGUGAGGACCCACUGGCUACGCUGGCAGCCGUUGUGUGUCUUUCUGUCACCGAGAGGAAGGGGCUGGAGGAGAAACUCUUCAGCUCUCGUGCUUCCAUACUUCACUCCAUCAAAGCAGAGGCACCAGAUUUGCACUUUGUGAGAAAAGAGAAAGAGGACUUGUAUCUGAAAAGCACUCCUGUUAAUCUGCAAAGCACUCCCCCACCCAUUAAAAGUGAGCCUCUUCCAAGUGUCUUGUUACCAAGCGUGCAAUCUUUGGCAGAGAGGAGAAACCUUAGUGUUGAUCAGGCUAUCGCUAUUGAGGCCUUGACUCAGCUGGCAGCUAUACCUCAAAGCACACCAGGGUCCAUUAAAACUGAAAGUAAGUGUGAACAUCCCAUUUCUACUGCUGUGCCAUCAUCAGCCUCGUGUACAAAUACAGUCCUGCAAGAAGCCAAACCCGCAGUAGCUUUUGGCUACAACAAAGUCUCUGUCAUCAGCUCACCACUACAUCAGAUGUCAGUUAUACGACCUCCUGUGGCCAGACAAGGGAAUGUCAUCCAGCGCUCCAACGGGUUGAGCAUAAACAAGCUGCAGAGCCUCUUGGAGGCAAGCUCACACAGUGAUAAAACAAUCUCCAGGAGGACAGAACAGGAUUGUGGUGCUUUUGUCAUUAAGUCUGAAUUCAGUUAUAAAACCCCCACUGAUGUGAAGUUUAGUAAGGAUCAUGAGCGUCUGUCUAUGGAGGGUGGGGUUGUUGCUAAAGUGAGUAGAAACAGAGAUGAAGAGGAAGUGGCAGCUCAGCUGGCAAAUUUAGCCUUCAUCAUCCAGUCCCAGCACAACCAGCAGUCAGAGAACAAUCCUUUGAAAGGAGCGCCUGUUUCAGCUAUCAAAUACAACUACAAAUCCCAGCAACCCCCCAGUCAGAAAACACCUGUCAGGAAGAAAACAAAAGCUGCGCCUUCCAAGCCCAGAAAGAAGAAAACUGAUGGAUUAAAUCAGCGCACGCCAAAUAGAGAGACGCCGUACAGGAGCAGAAACCAGAAGAAUCCCUUGCAGGGUAAAUCGGGACUUCACCACAAGAAAAACCUAUUUCUGCCUCAGGCUCAAAUUGAUCUGAAGAGAUACUUGGCUGAGGCACAGGAGGAGAGGAAGCAAUUUAUCCAUCAGAUUAACACUCAAAAUAUAUCUCAUUUAGGGCAUCAGACUCAGAACUAUAGCACUCUCGCAACGUUCAACCACAUUUCCGGUCAAGAAAACCAGCCGUGGUCCCUUUCCAAAGGUCCACUUCACCAACAUAACCCAUGCAAUGGUUACGCUGCAGGACCAGAAGAGUACGAAAAGCAUUUGUUAUCUCAGGUAGCGCAGCCCUGUGGUGGGCUGCAGCACGGUGCUGAUCCUAACACCAGCCCAGCCAAAUCAGCUUUUCUCAGCCCUAACUCUGGGCAUCAUGGUCUGGCUAAUGGCUUCUCAGGGGCUCGCCAGUCCCCUCCUCUAAGUCAACAAAGCUACUACAAGCUGGAGAGUUCAGGACCUGUCACUGUCCUGUCUACAACCACUGAUGGGAGUCAGGGCCACUCUGCGGACUCAACUCCAUCCAAGAACGGCAUCAACAGUUUUCUGGAGUCUCCCUCGAGUUUUCUGGAUACCCCUACCAAGAACUUGCUCAACACACCUUCCAAAAAACUGGCUGAUCUUCCAUCCUGUCAGUGUGUGGACCAGAUCAUUGAAAAGGAAGAAGGCCCUUACUAUACUCAUCUUGGGGCAGGACCCAGCGUCGCUGCAGUGAGGGAACUUAUGGAGAACAGGUAUGGUGCCAAAGGAAAUGCAAUAAGGGUGGAAGUUGUUGUUUACACUGGGAAAGAAGGCAGGAGCUCCCAGGGGUGUCCAAUAGCUAAAUGGGUGGUCCGGCGUGGCAGUGAAGAGGAGAAGCUGCUGUGUUUGGUCCGCCAGAGGCCAGGGCACCACUGCGACUCGGCAGUGUUGGUGAUCCUCAUCCUGGCCUGGGAGGGAAUUCCUCGGCCGGUAGCAGACCACCUAUACCAGGAGCUGACAGAGACCCUCUUUAAGUACGGCUCCCCCACCAGCCGUCGUUGUGCGCUCAAUGAAGAUCGCACAUGUGCGUGCCAGGGUUUAGAUCCGGACACCUGCGGAGCUUCAUUUUCCUUUGGUUGCUCCUGGAGCAUGUACUUCAAUGGAUGCAAAUUUGCACGCAGCAAAGUUCCUCGGAAGUUUCGCCUGCAAGGUGACUACCGAGAGGAGGAGUUGAAGGUAGAAAACAACCUUCAGAGUCUUGCCACCGAGGUCGCCCCCCUCUACAAGAAACUGGCUCCUCAGGCUUUCCAAAACCAGGUGGAAUAUGAGGCGGCGGGGGGUGAAUGCCGGCUGGGCAAGAAGGAGGGACGUCCUUUUUCUGGGGUUACAGCUUGUGUGGAUUUCUGUGCACACGCUCACAAAGACACUAGCAACAUGAAUAAUGGCAGCACCGUGGUUUGCACUUUAACCAAGGAAGACAACCGUGCAGUUCGUAACAUGCCAGAGGAUGAGCAGCUCCACGUGCUGCCACUUUACAAGAUCUCUGACACAGAUGAGUUUGGUCACGCUGAGGGCCAGAUGGCAAAGAUCCAAAGUGGUGCUCUUCAAGUUCUGUCUUCCUUUCCUCGAGAGGUUCGUCUGCUGGCAGAGCCGGUAAAAUCAGCCCGUAAGAUCAGACAAGAGGCUCGCCUUAAGGCUCAAACAGAGCGACUGGAGAAGAAGCUUGGGGUGACUCCUCUCACUCCUGGAAAAGUGAAAGUUGAAAGCCCCAACAAAGCUGGAUACAACAGCUCUUACAGACCUGCUAGUGUGGAAAGGUACCUACCAGAGAAGAAUCAACCCUGCACUUAUAACCAGAUCAGCAGCUACCCCACUGUGGGUCCAGGAGUCAACCCGCAGAGGGAGGUCAUCUCACCCAACACCCAUGGCCUGCCUGGCCUCCAGUUUGGACAGAAUGGCUCAGUUCUCAGUUAUAAGACAGUGAGUGAUACAGUGAAUGGUUAUUCUCCAGCAUCUGGUGACCAGUGUGCUCUGACAGAGUGUAUACCUCCACGUAACACACCUGCUGACUAUGAUGGUGCUUUUAAAACUGAGCCCAGAGAGGUGCACUGUUCUCCUCAGCACAAACCUCUUCCCAGCGGGAGCGCUCCUCCUCCCUCUCCGUUCUCCCCCAGUCCAACCUCUGAGGGCCUCUUCAGCCGGCUCAAUGGGCUCCAUGGGUCUGUGGGAGAUGUCAUAGCAGAGGCUAGGGGUCAUGGCCUCCCACCGAUGUCUCCUCUCUCCCUCCCUGUACAAACUCCACCAUUUGAACCAGAGGAAGUGAAGCAGGAAGAGGUGUGGUCAGACAGCGAACACAACUUCCUCGACAGCGAAAUAGGCGGAGUCGCCGUGGCCCCGUCGCACGGCUCCAUCCUAAUCGAGUGCGCGCGGCGGGAGCUCCACGCCACUACUCCAGUCCUCAAGCCAAAUCGCAGCCACCCCACCCGCAUCUCUCUAGUCUUCUACCAGCAUAAGUCCCUAAAUGAGCCAGGCCACGGGAUGGCUAUGUGGGAUGCCAAAAUGGCCAAGCGGGAACGGGACAGGGAGGAGGAGGCUGAGAGAUUGAGGCUGGAGGGCAGCCUUAGCAAAGGUGCUGGAGGGGUGGAGGGAGAGGAGGAAACGGGUGAGGAGACAGAGGAGACGAGGAUUAUGAAUGUCCCCACACGUAAGGCAUGGACUCUCCCAAGGGACGGGGUCAUCACCGCGUCCCCGUAUGCUCUUACCCAAGUGACGGGUCCAUACAAUCGCUGGUCUUAGUCAACAUGUUUUAAACCUUGACAUUCACACACACACACACUCAAACACAGAAAACUCCUACACCCUGUGCUUCUGCCUUACCUCAGACAAUUUUAAACUGCUACUCUCAUUUUUAUUCUUUUUUUUUUUCAUCGUGCUUUUCUUAUACCUGUUCACUUUGCCCUUCUUCGUCUCUUCCUUCAGAGUGACGAGGAAGACCAAAGGUUGUCGGCUUUUUAACUGUGAGUUUCGGUGUCGGUUUUUAUUGUAAAGAGAUGGUGCUUUGAAGCAUUUAAAAGACAUUUUUAAACUGGUUUUAUAUACAGAACAAACAGAAAAAAAAGAUGUGAUUAUUUAUUCUGAUCAUAACGAUUUAUAUUUAAUUUCUGGUGUAAGCCUGUUUACUGCAAGAUUUCUACGAUGACCUGCAUUAUGUGUUCAGAUUUUAUGUUGUACAGUAGAAAAUUACUUUUUAUUUCAGCCAGUAAUUCUCUUUUCAGAAGAUGAAUCUCAUUGGCUUUUUUUUUUUUUUACAUUGGUGCCAUUCUCACUGUAAUCUUUAUUAAGCAAACUCAUUACAUCACAUUAUGUAGAAAAUAAGACUAAUAUUCUGCAUAUUUUUACUACAGAUUGUCACAUGUAGCAUUACACAUUUCCUUCUGCUGCCUCUGACUUCUGUCGGCGGUUGAUGAAAGAAAUGUACUUCCUCGGUCUGUUGUUUGUUUAUUCGUUAUAUCCACAUCUGGAUAGUUUGUCUUUUAUUCACAGAUAUGUAUGGCAUAUUAAAAAGCACUUUUUUUUAAACCUAACUUGAAAAGGGUCCCAGUCCAUAGGCCUGAAUAUGUAUGUACAGACAGAGAAAUAUAUGACAUUUUAGCAUUAAUCCUUUUUUUUUUUUUUUUUUUUUUUUUACAGUAUUUCUGCACUUAAUUGCGUUUCACUCAUUUGAUUGAAGAUGGCAUACAUAUCUAAUGAAACUAAACACCUAGCGAGGAAUAAUGAAAUGCUACAUCAGUAAAGUGCUUAUCAUCAUUUGCACUUUACUUACGUUCAGCUUCUGGAAAAGGAAUUCAGUUUUUUAUAGGGAACAAGAGUGAUUAUAGGAAUUAAAACACCUACUGUACAUGAUAUUGGUGCUAAGAAGACCUUUUUUUUUUCUUUCCAGAAACCACAAAGUGUCAGAUAUGUCAACAGAUCAUGCUCGGCUUUUAUGUCCAUACUCUUAAGUUUGAGCAUAAAGCUGCAUUAGCCACUGCUGAAUAAUCAAUCUGUUUCUUUUCCCUUGUCUGUGCUUUUGUUGUGAAACCACUCAAACACCAGAUCCCACUUAGCCAGCUGCCUAAGACGAUUUCGGGUGCUCGACCUCUGUGAAAACUUUGUUUACAGAACGCUUUUUUACAGGGUCUAUAAAAAGGGGGGUUGGUGUCAACUCCUGAUUAAUCAGGAUUUCUUCCUUGUUAUUUUUCUGUUACCCAUACAAGCAAAGCUCUUAAUUUUAAGAAUGAAUCAAGAGAUAGAGACAUAUAAUAUUCACACUAAAACUGAUGGCAUAACAUUUCCUGUAGACGCAUUUGGGUCUUUUAAACACUUUGACUUCCUUUUGGUGCUAAUAGGACAAGAUGUCAAGGUACAUGCAUUGACGCAACCUGCUUAUGUACUGUAUAACAGUGAUGGCACGGUGCUUUUUGAAACUCAGCACUCACUGAUCCUGUAUUUGAUUCAGUUCAGUUCAUUUCUUCUGGUCGCUACCGGCUGGCAACAUCAUGACAUACCUUAAUUUGUCAAGUACAAGUAAAACAGCGCACUAUGGGCAGAUGUCCACAUAGAGUUCAAAUGUCUUCCACAGUUAAACCCAACUCUGCAGCAGUUAUCAAAAGUCACAACAUAACACACAAAUAAAGAUGAAUGUAAAACUGUUUUUUAAAUGAGUUAAAUUUAGAAAGAAUAUUUUUUGAACAUCACGUGAUGAAAUUACAGUUCUAAAUGUUUCUCUCGACUUACUGUGGGGGACAUUUUUAGUCCACAAUGAACAUUUUUUAAUCAACAAAGAACUAACAACGAGCACCAGCAUUAAAAAAAUGGGGGGGAAAAUUCUUAGUAGAAAAUGUGUAAAUAUGUAUGUGAACCACAUUGUUUUUACUGUAUUGUUACUGGUGUUUAGACAAUGGGUGAUCUUGCUUAUUUUGAAACUGAAUUACUGUACGUCGCUUAAAGUAUAUCCAGUUUAGACUUGAGGAGAGAAUAAAUUUAGCAUUCCUUUUAUGGAUGGCUGAUCUCUUUCGGGAUUGUGAAAUAAAGUCAUAUUUAUAUU
Pelmatolapia mariae (spotted tilapia) is the source of this 9296-nucleotide messenger RNA. It is a transcript of the gene tet1, whose product is annotated as tet methylcytosine dioxygenase 1. Gene Ontology annotation, molecular function: DNA 5-methylcytosine dioxygenase activity; DNA binding; zinc ion binding. The transcript is spliced from 12 exons. Lineage: Eukaryota; Metazoa; Chordata; Actinopteri; Cichliformes; Cichlidae. The record is from RefSeq and is a predicted model, not a curated record. The coding region runs from base 512 to 7006 and encodes 2164 amino acids. Gene Ontology annotation, cellular component: nucleus. Gene Ontology annotation, biological process: positive regulation of transcription by RNA polymerase II.